GGGGGGGGGGGGGGGCUCUUCUCUCGCAAGGUAGUAAGGUCGUCAAACAUCCGUACACCGCAUCAUGAGGAGCGUCUUGGAAAUCACCGCCGCCCUGCUGCUGGUUGUCGUCGCGGGCGUCCGAUCGGCGCCCGUUGCCGCGGCCCCGAAGCCGUUUGUCUUGGCGAUUCUCCCGGACACGCAGCACUACAGCGAGUCCUACCCGGAGAUCUUCACCAGCCAGACCCAAUGGAUCGUUGACAACCUAGCCAAGCAGAACAUCUUGUUUGUUAUUCACGAAGGCGACGUCACCAACCGGAACACCGACUCGCAAUGGAAGCGUGGCUUGAAGUCCAUGUCAGUCCUUGACGGCAAGGUCCCGUACUCGGUGCUUCCAGGCAAUCACGACAUCGGUUUCCUCGGGCUCACCGGCAGCCGCGACACCAGCGGGCUCAACAAGCACUUCCCCGUGUCCAAACUGUCCAAGCAGCCCGGGUUCGGCGGGGUGUUUGAAGCCAACCGCAUCGACAACAACUACUUUACCUUCUCCGCCGAGGGCACGGACUACCUCCUUCUCUUCCUCGAAUUCGGGCCCCGCGAUGCCGUACUGCAGUGGGCGAGCCGCAUCAUUGCCGCCAACCCGACGCGUAGGGUGAUCGUCACGUCGCACGCCCACACCUACUUUGACAACACCCUGCAGGGCAGCAAGUCGUCGCACGUCUCCAACCCGGAGAGCUACGGUAUCGGCAGUGGCGCCAACAACGGUCAGAAAGUGUGGGACAAGCUGAUCCGAAAGCAUCCCAACAUCCUGAUGGUUCUCAACGGCCACAUGCACAAUGGCGUGGACGGCGGUUACGGUCGCCUCACGGGCACCGGCGACGCCGGAAACAAGGUGUUCCAGAUGCUGGCCGACUACCAGGACGGUGUCAAGGGUGGAAACGGUUUCCUCCGGCUGCUGACGUUCGACGCCGCCGCGCGGAAGAUCUCGGUAACCACUUACUCGCCUUACGUUAACCAAUUCAAGACGGAUGCUGGAAACCAGUUCGAGUACAAUGAUGUGGAGCUCGGCCCGUUGACCAGACAGCGAGCGCCCAGGGUUGCCACCCGGGCCGCUGCUGCAUGAAUAUUGGGUUUGAUCAUUCCCGCUCCUACGUAGAUGUAAGCAUCUACUCCCUGUUUACCGUUCUUGAAUAUUGUUCCCAUUGGAUGGCGCACGAUGUACCCGUAAAUGUAUACCUCUUUCCGAAUGCAAAUGCUCAAAAUCA
Molecule: messenger RNA, 1244 nt
Organism: Fimicolochytrium jonesii
Lineage: Eukaryota; Fungi; Chytridiomycota; Chytridiomycetes; Spizellomycetales; Powellomycetaceae
Exons: 3
Coding region: 65-1102 (345 amino acids)
Molecular function (GO): hydrolase activity
Source: RefSeq, a predicted model, not a curated record